AUGCUUGGUGAAAUUUUUGAUGAUUCUGUUUGCCGAUUAACCAAUACGACAUGUGGAAUAAAUAUGGUAUUUAAACCAAUUGCGCAGCUCAAUAAAUCAAAAAAUUUAUUCAACUCUCAAAAAUGCAUUCAGCGUUGUUCAUGUGUAACUGAUGAAUAUGAAGAAAAAGAUGGCAAUUGUAUUAAAAAGAUUGACAAAGAUUCAAAUGAACAGGACAGUCUAAUCAGAUGCAUGCGUGGAAAUUGUACACUCAUGAAAGAAAUUUCUGAUCUUGGAUGCAUGUUAAAAGGGAUCUUCUGUGGGACAAAUAGGAUAUUUAAGACGAUUUUUAAAAAACAGCGAAUUGGAUAUAUGAAUAUCGAAUGUUUGAUGAGAUUAUUACUAGGAGAAUUGAAGCCACGCAAACCACCAGUUUGUUGGACCGAAACCUUGUCCUCUCAUUCUGAACAGUUUUCGUUACCGAUUGCAGAUUUCUGUACUUUAAAAUUAUUAGUUUUAUCUAAUGAUUGUGGAAAUAAAAGAAUAUGCAAAAUUGGUGAAACAAUUUUCGAUGUCGAUUGUAGUUUAACUGGGAAUAAAUGUGGAAAAAAUGCGAUUUUCAUUCCAAUUAUUGAAGAAAAGUUUAAUCCAUUGAUGGCACCUCGAAACUGUAUUCAACGAUGCACUUGCAAAACUACACAUGAAUAUGUCGCUAAAUCAAUUAGUUGCGAGAAAAAGAGAGAUAAAAUUAAAAUCGAAAAGCAAUCACAUAGCUUUACUGAAUAUUGUCCACAAGCUUACUAUAGUCAUGCGCAGGAGAUUACUGACAUUGGCUGCAGAUUGGCUGGUCACGUGUGCGGAACCAAUAUGAGAUUUGUUCCUAUGGAGUGGUAUUGUGAAGGAGGAUUUUGUCAGCUAAGAAAAAAAAUUUAUGAUUAUGGCUGUAGACUCAGUGGUUUGGAGUGUGGAAUUAACAUGAAAUUCAUAACUGUGCAACAACUUAAUGACGAGAUUUGUAUUCAAGAAUGUAAAUGUGCAAACAAAGAAUUCGUAGAAAAAAAUGGAAAAUGUGAAAAUAAAAAAAAGAAUAAACAGAAACUCAUUCAAACGACUAAUAACUUGUUAACGAAAUUUCUUAAAAUCGGGCAAAUAUUAAAAGAUUUUGGAUGCUUAUCAACAAACAGUGAAUGUGGAAAUGAUAUGGUUUUUCGUCCAGUCGUACGAUUUUAUGAUAUUCCAUUCUUGUUGCGGCAUGAAGAUGAAGAAUGUUUUCAACGUUGCUCCUGUAAAAAUAAUUACAACGAACAAAACGGCCAGUGUAUUAAAGAGAUUGACAUUCAAAAGUUUACUCAUCUUGAAGAAUUUGAGAAUGAUGAAGAAUUUGUUGGAAAUCGACGAUGCUUUGAAAAUGAAGCUUGCGAACUUGGCGAUAAAAUAAACGAUGAGGAAUGUCAAAUGACUGGUCUGAAAUGUGGUGCGAACAUGGUGUUUAGUCCAACUUCUUUUGCGAUGACUAAUCGAUGUGUUCAAUAUUGCGUCUGUGAUAAUGAGUCCAUGGUAGCAGAUGAUGAAUGCAUUAAGAGAAAUGCACUUAAUCUACGCCAUCAAGAUGAAAAUCAAAAUAUAACACAAGAGGGAAUGCAGAAAAAUCGUGAGGAAAUUGUGCUUAAUUGUAUGCGUGGAUUGUGCAAGCUUAUGGAAGAAAUUUACGAUUUUGGAUGUGUGAUGAAAGGGCGUUCAUGUGGCCGAAAUAUGGUCUUCACUAUAGUUUCGAAUAGAACAUUCACUACAAAUUUCGAAUGUAUUGUGAGAUGUAUAUGCGCGCAUGGAUAUUACGAAAAAAACAAUCGAUGUAUUUCGCUGGAAAAAUCUUCUCCGUGCAAAGGAAAAGUGUGUACAUUUGGCGACAGAUUUUUUGAUGCUGAUUGUCGUUUAAGUGGUAUCAAGUGUGGUAUUAAUAUGAUAUUUAUUACCGUCCAAAAACUUCCUCCAUCUUCAUCAUGCAUUCAAGAAUGUCGCUGCAAGAGCGGAUUCGAAUUCGAUAGCAAAUGGUCGAUUUGCGAAAAAAAUACGAAUAAUACGGUAUCCCUCAAUUUUAUCAAGUAUUGCUCAGAACCUUACGAAUUCGAAGAGGAGAUUUCUGACCAUGGUUGCCAUUUAACUGGUAAAAAAUGUGGAAAUAAUAUGGUUUUUGCUAUUGCGGAAAAUUUCACUUUUACCAACAAUAGUGUUGAAUGCAUCCAGCGGUGUAUUUGUGAAGAUGGUUCUGAUUACUCGGAAGAAAUUGGAGAGUGUACAAAACUAUGGUACUGCGAAGGAGGAUACUGCAAACUUGGAAGACAAUUCCUCGAUUAUGGUUGUGUACUCACUAAUUUUAGUUGUGGUAUAAAUAUGAAAUUUAUUAAUAAUGGAAAAAAUGAGAAUACUGGUGAUUGUGUUCAGCGAUGCAGUUGCCUUAGUGAGAAAUAUCUCGAAAUUGAUGGGCAAUGUCUAUAG
Molecule: messenger RNA, 2475 nt
Organism: Dracunculus medinensis (Guinea worm)
Lineage: Eukaryota; Metazoa; Nematoda; Chromadorea; Rhabditida; Dracunculidae
Source: the annotation of a GenBank genome assembly